This is a messenger RNA of Nicotiana tabacum (common tobacco), 740 nucleotides long. NCBI's taxonomy places the organism in Eukaryota, Viridiplantae, Streptophyta, Magnoliopsida, Solanales, Solanaceae. The record is from RefSeq and is a predicted model, not a curated record.
CUACUAAAGAUAAUCAGGAUUCCAAGCCUGAGGCUAUAAGAGGGAUCUCUUUAACUUCUGUAUUUGUAAACUCAGAACCAGUUCGGGAGGAUCAAGUCCAAAAUGCCAUUAAGUUUCUUUCACAUCCAAGAGGCGAUCGCAUAAGUGCUUCUAUUGGCAAGUCAGUUUUGCAUCUUUUCAAAACACAAAUUACUGAGCUUGGAUUAUAUAAUAUGGCGAACUUUAUCGUUUGUCAUAAUAAGGAGAAGUUCAACACCACGAAACAUAGGUUGAGGCUGACGUUUACUCAACGGACAACAGUGGCUGAAACAACUGAUCCACUUUUCCCAAUCAAUAUCUUUGAUUUGCGACCAUAUGAUCAAUUGAUAAAUAAGGUUGACGUGAACAAGACUGAAUUAUUUGAUGUCAUCGGAGAAAUUGUCAAUUUCAGUGAGGUACAAACGCAAAACCAAGGUGGAAUUUCUAGGAAGUUUAUGGAUAUUGAACUAGAAGAUGACGAGAGGAAGAAGUUGUCUGCUACAUUUUGGGGGGAGUUUGUUGAUGAAAUUGUUCCUCAUCUACUAAGUGCUAACAACCAGCCUAUUAUUGUUGUUAUGCAGCUAAUAAAAGCCCAUAAAUAUCAAGAUUCAUAUUCUGUGCGCAAUACAUGGAAUGCAUCAAAGCUGUGGAUUAAUCCAAAUUUUCCUCAAUCUGAUGAAUUUAAAACACGGUUCAAUAUAUAUAUUGAUUUAUUUAUAUAA